AUGGCAAUGCCAGAGAUGACUAGAGAUAGUGUAUGUAGAGCCAUAUGGAGUUUUAGCCUCCAUUUGCUAACUAGCCGUUGGUUCAUGACAUUUUCUUCUCUGAUGAUACUAUCAAUGGCUGGUGCAACUUUCAUAUUUGGCCUAUAUUCAGGGGAAAUAAAAUCCUCAUUAGGUUAUGAUCAAACAACACUAAACUUGAUUAGCUUUUUCAAGGAUUUGGGUGGUAAUUUAGCCAUAAUUUCUGGUCUAAUUAUGGAAAUUAUACCACCUCGGGCAGUUCUUGCUAUAGGUGCAAUCUUGAACGUUUUUGGUUAUUUCAUGAUAUGGCUGGCUGUAACGGGGCGAAUUUCGAAACCUCAUGUUUGGCAAAUGUGUUUGUAUAUAUGCAUUGGUGCAAAUUCUCAGUCAUUUGCAAAUACUGGUGCAACUGUUACUUGUGUCAAGAAUUUCCCUAAUAGUCGAGGCAUCGUGUUAGGCCUAUUAAAAGGUGCAGUUGGCCUAAGUGGUGCGAUUAUGACACAAUUGUACCUUGCUUUUUAUGGAGAUAAUGGUAAGUCUUUGAUCUUACUCAUUUCUUGGUUCCCCGUCCUUGUAUCGUUCUUUUUUCUUCCUGCAAUUCGGAUUAUGAAGGUCACUCGACAAGAAAAUGAGGUCAAAAUGUUAUAUAAUCUUCUCUAUUUUUCACUUGGACUUGCUGGAUUUCUCUUGAUUAUGAUCAUCAUCCAAAGAAAGCUUACUUUUGACAGGGCUGAGUAUUCUUUAAGUGGUGCUGUUGUUCUGGUUUUAAUAUUCUCACCACUAGUUUUAAUCAUUAGAGAAGAAGUUAAUCUUUGGAAAAGCAAAAGACAAGUUGCUACUAAUUUUUCACAAUUGAAUGUAUCCAUUCAAAUGGAAAAUAUCCCUUCAUCAGCUGAGCCUGAAUCAACAACAAAUUGGAAAUCAUGCUUUAAAAACGCGUUUAAGCCACCAAAGAGAGGUGAAGAUCACACAAUUUUACAAGCACUCUUUAACAUUGACAUGUUAAUUCUAUUUGUAGUUACUACAUUUGGGGUUGGAGGGACAUUGACCGCGAUCGAUAACUUAGGUCAAAUUGGUAAAUCCUAUGCCAUUAAUUUUGGCUAUAAUUUCUGA
This is a messenger RNA of Nicotiana tabacum (common tobacco), 1131 nucleotides long. Its product is annotated as protein NUCLEAR FUSION DEFECTIVE 4-like. The record is from RefSeq and is a predicted model, not a curated record. Gene Ontology annotation, cellular component: membrane. Lineage: Eukaryota; Viridiplantae; Streptophyta; Magnoliopsida; Solanales; Solanaceae.